AUGUGCUUCUUCUUGUUGCUGUCCAAAUUUGACGGACCACGACCAAUUGACAUCCUCCGCUGCUAUUUGGAGAUAUGGCGUACUUUGCCAGAAGCCGCAAAGUUAAGCUCGGACACCAACGGCAUGGCCCUUGCGGAUACCUUACGGAGGCAAGUCCAAAAAUCAGUGGGUUCGCUAUUGUCCUUGUUGCCAACUCAGCAAACACUGGCCCUUACCGACAUCGAUGGCGGUAAAGCAAUCACGUACCAUCGAUUGUAUAUAUUCAUUCAAAAUUUCUGUCUGCCACUAGACGCCGUAUACUCAAUGAAUCGAAAACCAGUGGUGGCCUUGGCUCUCCUAAAUGGAUAUCUUCUCGGCCUGGCAUCCUUAGCAGUUUCGGCGUACUAUACUGCCAUGCCAAUCAAUGUGUCUGGCGGCGCUGAACAGUUCCAGAGGGAUGUCAUGAUCACAAAGGUAAACGCCAUCAUGGUUCUUGAAUCAGACGUGGUGACACUAGGUUUGAGAGAGCCGUGGGUGACUGCAGCAGGUAUCGACAUCCUUGUUGCGGAGGAGGAUUUGAACUCGACCUUCUCUGUGCGACGAGUCGGCGAACCAAUAAGAGGGUCUAGUGUGGGAAAACCUGAGCCAAACUUUGGAGACGACUUUGCAUUUAUCCUUCUGACAAGUGGGACAAGUGGCAUGAAGAAGGUUGUUCCAAUUUCUGUGCUCUCGCUGGUGAUUGGAACUUCCUGUGUCAUCGACUCCUGGGGAUUGAAAAGUGAAGACACUUGCAUUAACAUGAUGCCACUGAACCAUGUUGGCGGCAUCGUUCGAAAUUUGUUCGCACCAGUUCUUUCCGGAGGAGCUACGGUGCUCUGUUCCGCCUUCGACCCCAAUACCUUUUGGGAUUUAUUGGAGAAAGGCAUUGGAACUUGGUACUAUGGUUCGCCCGCUAUGCAUUCUGGCAUUCUGACCGAAGCUUCUUUGCGAGCAGAGGCAAUCAAGAGAUGUCGCCUUAGACUUAUUUGUAACGCUGCGGCCUCACUUCUUCCAACUCUUGCACAACAUCUCAAGGAAAUUUUCCGCUGCGUCGUUCUUCCAAGUUAUGGUAUGACUGAGUGCAUGCCGAUUUCAGCCCCGCCUCUGGAUUAUAACCUCGAGCUCCCAGGAACAGUUGGGUUUGCCUGUGGACCUGAAAUCAAAAUCUUGGAUCAUGACGCCAAGCCCGUGAGGAGAAAUGAGAUUGGGAGGAUAUGUGUCCGGGGCGGUCCCACCUUUGGAGGUUACCUUGAGGAUAACGGAGUUCUCCGAAAGACCCUCUUGCCAGGAGGCUGGUUUGACACCGGGGAUGUAGGGUAUUUCGAUGCAGACAAUUACCUUUUUCUGACCGGAAGACAGAAGGAGGUGAUCAAUCGUGGAGGAGAGCUUAUAUCUCCUCUGGAAAUCGAAGAAGCGAUCUCCUUUGCCUCACAGGACUCGAGCUCGCCGCUGUAUGGACUCGUGAAUAAGGUUCUAGCAUUCUCGGCUCCACGUGAUGUCCUGCAAGAAGUCGUUGGAGUGGUCCUCGUCACGAAUUCCGGGAAACCAAGGCCAGAUCUUCGUGUCUUGCAGGAGGCUUUGAAGACUUCUUUGCAUUCGUCCAAAUGGCCGGUUGUUCUCGUCUACAUGGAUGCUCUUCCAACUCAGAACGGCAAGCUCUUACGUAUAAAGCUUGGAGAAAGGCUAAGCCUUUCUCCCAUCAACGAUGACACGACUCUGGCACAACGGCAUUUUGAUGCUGUUUGUCCACCACCGAACACUUCUUUAGAGACAGAGAUCCAGAAAUCAAAUUGCCCGCUUGACGCGGAUGUCUUGUUAAGCAAAGUUCUAGGAAACUUGGGAGCCGAGUUCGAAGUAUUUGUUUGUGUGCAGCAGCACACUGGCCUUUUCGAGUUAGUUGUAGCUCCACGCACAAUCUCAAUUGGAAGAUUACCCCAAAGCCUCGAAGAAGCUCUGUACUCUGUUCUCCGUCGAGAUCUUGACGGUUAUCUCAUUCCUUCAAAGAUCACCUGUCUCCAGACACCUUUCCCAAUGGAGGAUGCCGACACGAUCGAUGAGCAAGAGCUUACGAGAAUGCUCACGAACAAUGAACCACGGCCUAGAACGUCGAGCUCAGGAACAGAACUGAAAAUUCGACAAGCGAUUGCAGAAGUUCUUCAAUUCCCAAUUGACGAGAUUUCUCCCGAGACUGAUUUCUUCGACAUUGGUGGGGACAGCUUGAGCGCAGGAAGAUUACUCUCCUUGCUAAGGCGGAAUCUCCAAAUUCGUGUUCCAGUCGAGCAACUGUUUAGAUCAAGCAAGGUUCGAGAUUUGACGAAACUUGCAGAAAGAUUGUUGGUUGUUCAAGAUGGAGAUCCAGACGAGAAGUGGGACAAAGCGAAUUCAGAGAUCGGAUCUGGGAAGACGUACAGCUCCACAAACCCGAUCGUGCUGCUUCUUCAACUCCUCCCUAUCACGUUAUUUUACCCCCUCAAGAUGGCUCUACGAUGGACGAUAUUAAUUCAUGUACUGGUUGCACUUAGGGCCGUUCGGAACAGUCCCCAUGUUGCCGCUCGGUAUGCUUGCCUCAUGGCUGCAUUAGCAAUUUCUCGCUUGUCGGUGGAGAUUGCGUCGCCUAUUUUCGGUAUCCUAUUCAAGUGGAUAGUAAUUGGCCGUUACAAGGAGGGACUUUAUCCCAUGUGGGGACCUUAUCAUAUGAGAUGGUGGCUCGUCCAGAAGGUCUUAAUGAUUUGCAAUGAGGGAGUAUUCGGUUAUUCCGAAUACACAAGGGUUCUGUACUACCGGUUGCUUGGAGCCAAGAUUGGGGGAAACGUAACCAUCAGCCCUGGGGCUGUUCUCGGAGAGUACGAUCUGCUCGACAUUGGAGACAAUGUGCUUUUGGACGGAUGUAUUUGCAGACCAUUCGCAUGCGAGAGGAAUUCUUCUAUGUUCCUGGGAAGAAUAGUAAUCGGCAAGAACGCUCGUAUCGGGUUGAAGUCACUUGUUUCUCCAGGUUCAGUCUUACCUGACGACACUUUCAUUGGACCGAAUUCAGCAUCACAUGAAAUAAAUCCUCUCGAUGACUCCCACGGUUCCAUCAAUGGACUGGUCCCGGAAUUCCCUACUCUCUUGAGUGUUCUGGUGAUCUAUUUGGCAAAGAUCCUCGUGUUAUUCCUCUCAUCUAUCCCUUGGAUGGUUGGCUACUACGGCAUGGCGACAAAACAACCUUCAGUGAUGAGCGACAGUGUCAAGAAUAUUAUUACCUGGUGGGCCAGUCCACGACGAAUUGCUUUCCGCUACCUUACUCUAACUCUUGACAACAUUGUCGGACCUUUCUUUUGGUUUGCUGCUUUGGUUGGUAUCAGGAUAUUAAUAGACAGCGUCAUUGGGAGUGCUUCUCCUCACUCCGCAGAGGAUAGAACCCAAACAGACAUAUUCAGGAGAAAUCUCAUGGAAAUAUUAGUACCGAGAGGUGAUCUCAAACGCAUUACCCGGCUCUUUGGUCUUCAUUAUGAGUUCACCUCCAUGGCUAUCAGAGCACUUGGGGGGAAAGUAGGAAAGAACAUUUAUUGGCCUGGACAGGGCCCAGAGAUUCAGGAUUUCAACCUUAUAACUGUCGGGAAUGACGUCGUCUUCGGUUCAAGGUCUUUUGUGGUCACAAGUGAUAGUUUAGGGUCAGCUCCUGUUGAGAUCCAAGAUGGAGCCAUGGUUGGGGACCGUGUCAUCUUGUCGCCUGGAUCCACAAUUGGAAAGAAUACACUGCUUGGAAGUGGAGCACUCGCGAAACGCCACCAAACUUAUGCUGCAGACACAGUUUGGCUGGGGAACAGGGACGGUGGACCCGUUUCCCUGACGAAAACCCCCAACCAGAGUAAGAGGUGGACUUUGAAUGAUCAUUAUGAGGAUCAGGAAGCCCCCAGAAUCGAGUCUCGAUCUUCUCUCUCCUACUCCACAUCAGAGAGCACUCUUGAUCCGAUUCAGGAGCUUGAAACUGAUCGCCUCCUCAAUGCAUCUCCGGAGACCGAGCUGCCGUCCACCCCUUUCGGACGAGCAUUUUAUUAUCAUAAAGCUCCCUAUUUCGUGUUCAACCAAACGACAAUAUUUCUCUACUGUACCAGUCUUCUAAUCCUCGUCAAGGUAUUCUGGGACAUUGGUCCUCUUUUAUCGAUUGCCAUCUCUAUGAUGAACAAGCAUUCGAGCUUACUGAAUCCUGGCCCACAACGCCCAUUCAUAAUCUAUGGCUAUGCCAUCGCAUUCAGCUCUGUGGUCAUCCCCCUCCAGUGUUUGGUUUCCAUGUUUGUCACUAUAGCAGCUAAAUGGGCGCUCCUCGGCCGUCGACAGCCCGGCUCGUACGACUGGGACAGAAGCAGCUACUGCCAACGGUGGCAGGUCUUACUCACAAUAGAGACCAUAAUUAAAGAAUCCCUAGGCGAUAUUGGUGUCCUGCGUAUGCUCACUGGGACUCAUUAUGCGGUGCUCUACUUUCGCGCUUUGGGAGCGAAGAUUGGCAAAGAUUGUGCGUUGUUUGCAGGGGGGGAAUUGAGCGUGAUCAUUACGGAGCCAGACUUGUUGGAGCUAGGUGAUCGGGUAGCCAUUGACGAUGCGAGUUUAGUCUCGCAUAUCAAUUCACGUGGGUAUUUCUCUUUGAACCGGUUGAGUGUUGGAAGUCGCUCGGUUCUAAGGUCGGGAUCAAGACUUCUGUCUGGUGCUGAGAUGGGAGAGGAUACCUGCCUACUCGAACACACACUUAUUAUGAGUGGCGAUACUGCAGAUGAUGGGAAAACCUACCAAGGCUGGCCGGCAGAUGUUUUCAAGGGCAAUCGAAUGAAAUUGAGCGCCCUGAUAGUCGAAUAG
This is a messenger RNA of Hyaloscypha bicolor E, 4851 nucleotides long. RefSeq names its product acetyl-CoA synthetase-like protein. Gene Ontology annotation, molecular function: phosphopantetheine binding; medium-chain fatty acid-CoA ligase activity. Bases 1 to 4851 code for a protein of 1616 amino acids. The record is from RefSeq and is a predicted model, not a curated record. Gene Ontology annotation, biological process: fatty acid metabolic process. The transcript is spliced from 3 exons. NCBI's taxonomy places the organism in Eukaryota, Fungi, Ascomycota, Leotiomycetes, Helotiales, Hyaloscyphaceae.